AUGGAAGGAGUUUCUAGUAUGUUGCCUUCGGAACAAAUGUACAGUGCAUUUGAGCAACCCAGUACGUGUUCCGUAAUGCCUAAUGGGCCAGGGUGUAACGAACGGGUGAAGAAGAGUGUACAGAAUGGAUUACAGAGGAAGGUAAUUAGUGACCAUGAAAGCUUGGCCAAAAAAAUUGUGAAGAAUCAUCAUUAUGCAUGUAGCGAGACAGGAAAAAGAACAGACAAAGCAGCCUACUAUGAUCUUUGCCACUUUUUGUAUUUUUGGAUUGGUGGUUCAAUAAAAGAUAUCUUGAAUGAAUGGAAUGAUCUUACUGGAGCCAUGAGAACAAUUUAUGGAAAUUUAGCAGGGGACAGAUGUAAUAAUGGGUGCAGUGUCAUAUAUACUGAUAUGAGUAAGAGCAAUUUCGACUGGAGAAAAAUUAUUUUUGAUUACUCAUACAAUGUCAGUAUUUUACAAAGUAAGAGCACGGAGGAAAAGCAAUUCAUAUGUAGUUCAGACUGUGAGCAGUAUUUGCAGAAAGUUAAGGACGCAUAUUCGAAGGUAAAGGAUAGUUGUAAUGGAUAUAAUCUUAGUAAUGACAAGUGGUGUAAAGAAUUUACGGAGGAAUAUAGGACUUACUUCGAUGCGGAUCAACCGAAAUUGACUUGCAAGGCGGAGUGCGAACCGGAACCACCAACGAGGGAGCAAUUAUUGAGUAACUUACCAUCAAAUUUAGCCUAUGACAACUUCAACAAUAAUUGGAGAAUAUACUCUGCCGAUCAGUAUGUGGGGAGCAUAAAGAAAACCCUGAGAACUACAUUACAGCGAUAUCCAGAUACCUCUAAAUGUUUGGAUGAAAUUGUAGGUGCUUGGCAUUAUGCGACGAAUAUAAUGCCCCCAAGGGGUAAUCCAUCUUAUGCAGAGCGUUGUGAUUAUUUUUACUAUUGGCUAGGAUCUAAGGUGUCGGAUAGAUUAAAGGGAAGUAGUGAAUUCGCGGAAGUUAUGAAUGAAAUAUACGGGAAAUUGCGCGAGAUACCUGGUACAAAUGAGUGUGGAACUGUGACCACUGCUGUUGACGCUGUAAGUUUAAUACAAAGGAAAAGGAUGUUCGAUUACUACCACGACUAUAGUUCCUUGAGAAAUAUGUUACCGAAUAGUGAGCCCCAGUGUAAUGAUACAUUUGGAAGUUACCUGCAAGGAAUUAGUGAUGCAUAUACAGCUGUAGAGGGGGACAGCCGAAGGAGCCCUGAUGCAUACUGGGACAAAUUUUGGGGGCAGCAUAAGGGAGUUAUUAGUGCAGAAAUAAGAAAUUUAACAUGUACUGUGUCUCCCAAGAAACCUUCUGCUGGGGACGACUUUGAUCUUGGCGAUGCCGUCGUCGAUGGUGGUAAUGAAGGCCCGGAUGCUGAAUUGAAGGGUCCGAAAGUGAAGGGGGAUGUGGAUGUAUCAUUACCUAAAGUGGAAGGAGGUGACGGGAACGGUGAUGGUAGUGGUGGUGUAGGUGGCAUGGUUGGUGGUACAUUGGCAACAGUUGGAUUACCAGCAAUCGGUUUCUAUUUAUACAAAUAUACUGAUGUAUUUGAUGGAAUAAAAAAAUCCCUCUUUGGUGGCAGCAAUAAUACAGUAGGAAGGAAUAGGAAUAGGGGAAGAAGAUCUACUAUUCGACAUCAACACUUUGACGACACUUUUACAGAGAAUGGUUCUUCUACACUAGGAGAUGACGGUUCCACGACCUUAGGUGGUGGUGGUGGUGGUGGCUCGUCCACCUUAGGUGGUAGCUCCACCGAUAUUUCUACCAUCUAUAAUGAACCAACUCGUCGACCAACGGGAAGAAGGGAAAGGGCCGGAACAAAUAAUAGAAGACAAGGAAAUAUACGUUAUUAUGCCACGUAA
Molecule: messenger RNA, 1875 nt
Organism: Plasmodium knowlesi strain H
Lineage: Eukaryota; Apicomplexa; Aconoidasida; Haemosporida; Plasmodiidae
Product: KIR protein
Exons: 5
Coding region: 1-1875 (624 amino acids)
Source: RefSeq, a predicted model, not a curated record